UGCGCACGCAGCCUCAGCUUCUUUCCCUUGUGCCCCCGCCCUUUCUCUUCCCGGUUUUCCAGUCAGCUGGCGGGUCCAGCCUGGUGGCUGCUUCCGGGAGAAACGCGGUGCAGGGCGAGUCGGUCUUAGCUGCUUGUCAUGUCCUACGGUCCCUUAGACAUGUAUCGGAACCCGGGGCCCUCUGUGCCGCAGCUGCGGGACUUCAACAGCAUCAUCCAGACAUGCAGCGGCAACAUUCAGCGGAUCAGCCAAGCCACUGCUCAGAUAAAGAAUUUGAUGAGCCAACUAGGAACUAAGCAGGACUCAAGCAAGCUGCAGGAAAAUCUGCAACAGUUACAACACUCUACAAAUCAGCUUGCCAAGGAAACAAAUGAAUUACUGAAGGAAUUAGGGUCCUUGCCCCUUCCCUUAUCUACUUCAGAACAGCGCCAGCAGAAACUCCAGAAAGAACGCCUCAUGAAUGACUUCUCUGCAGCCUUGAACAAUUUCCAGGCUGUGCAGAGAAGGGUCUCUGAAAAGGAAAAGGAGAGUAUUGCCAGAGCAAGAGCUGGAUCUCGUCUUUCUGCGGAGGAGAGGCAAAGAGAGGAGCAGCUUGUCUCAUUUGAUGGCCAUGAGGAGUGGAACCAGAUGCAGAGCCAGGAGGAUGAGGUAGCCAUCACCGAGCAGGAUCUGGAACAUAUUAAAGAGAGGGAAACAGCAAUUCGGCAGCUGGAGGCUGACAUUUUGGAUGUCAAUCAGAUAUUUAAAGAUUUGGCCAUGAUGAUCCAUGACCAAGGUGAUCUGAUUGAUAGCAUAGAAGCCAAUGUGGAAAGCUCAGAGGUGCAUGUAGAACGAGCCACUGAUCAGUUACAGAGGGCUGCUUACUAUCAGAAAAAGUCUCGCAAGAAGAUCUGUAUCCUGGUGCUUGUCCUGUCAGUGAUUAUUGUAAUCUUGGGACUUAUUAUCUGGCAAGUUAGUAAAUGAAGUGACAGCCUCAGAACCUUCUCCUGCUGACCUGUUUUCAAGGGCAACUGCUUGUUAAAGUCUUGCCAGAACAAACUGAUCUCAAGAAGAAAGCAUACACCAGAACAUCCUAUGAUAAUUUAGUUAGAAGCUAACUACUAACUAGUCCUUGGAAUUAGUGACUGUGGAGACAGUAUCAAUUUAUGUAUACAUUUUAUUGAUUUCUCACAUUAGGAAUCAAUUCAUGUGGAUUUUGCUUUCUCUUGUAUUCUAAUCACCUUUCAUCCCAAGUAUUUACUGAAAAUUCCAUUUUAGAUAUUGUUUUGACAGGUGACACUACAGUCUUGUAAUACUGUCUUUUUACGUGUAUACAAGAUUUACCUUUUUAUUGGCAACUGAGGUAGAAUUAUUUUCUGGAACCCAGCAUAUUGGAGUUGGUCAGGUACUAUAUAACAAGCCAGCACUUUGUAUUAUUUGACAUUUUUAAUUUGAAUUUCUGAGAAGUCUGUUCUCUAUCUGCUUUGAAAGAUUUUGGCCAUGUAACUAGAAAGUAAAAAAUUGCACAUGUGAUCCAGAUUAAAAUUAUCUAUUUGAGCUGGCCAGUUGUUGGGGUACAUGUUAAUAUGGGUUUAAAGCUUAUUAUCUGUUAGUGCUGUCCACAACAGCUCAUCCACACUAAACCAUCUCGUUCACUUUUUGAAGAGGUUAAUUUAAUUAACAUUAUUAUAUUAUGUGGGGGUCCCUCUUCCCCUGUCUGUAUAGAAAAGGAGAAUUAGACAAAGCAUGCUUUUGGAAAGUGAAUAGAAAUUGUUUGGAAUGAUUUAAUCUUUUUGUUGUUGUUCACUUGUGGUUCUACAUUCCUGGUGAAUAAUGAAUGUUGCUGUCAAAAGGCUACUACCCCCCAACCCUAUAAGGGUUGGUGGGCAUUUGAUGUCAGGAAGAUUUUAAAAGCUAGACUGAAGUUGAUUUAAGAUUUAGUCCUGUGAACCUGGUAAUAAAGCAAAGAAAAGGUUCAUUUUUAUAAAUAAUACUGGUUUGGAAUAGUGGUGUCAGACUUACCCUAAUUUAUGAACAAGAGAUUUAAUCUCUCCAUGAAUAGUUUUAGACAAAAAAUGUUUCAAUAAAAGAUUGCUGUCUUGUAAUAUGAAUGUUGUCCUCUUCCCUUUUUCAGAGGUCUAGAGCAGCUAAAGGAAUAUAAUUUCUUUAGGCUUUCACACAAAUGUGAAUUUCAGUUCAACAAUUUCAGUUCAUCCUUCAGUGAGUUAGAGGAUUUGGCUAUCCUGGAUAUAUUUAUAUUCAUUUCUUCCACUCCCUUCAGUGUUACUUAAUCUUCUUUAAACUAAUGUGAAUAGUUGGUAAACAAGGGCCCAAUGCAUACGUUUCUUUGCACUCUUUCACAAAUAAACAUCUUAAAAACUUUUUUAGUAAAUUUUUAUGAGUUAAAUCCUAAUGCAGUAGAUAUUAGAUAAUGUGCUAUCCAGAGAAAAACAGAACUGUAAGAAAAUCAGGUGAGGAUUAGUUUGGGGGUGGCUUAGGUGCUGCUUUCCAUUCCUCGAAAAAGGAUGGAGCUAUUGGGGUGUCACAGGGGCUCACGCAGUAGUUUCAGAGCCAGUUCCUUGAUUCUACAAUCACUGCUCCUU
Messenger RNA from Manis javanica (Malayan pangolin), 2582 nucleotides. RefSeq names its product syntaxin 12 (gene STX12). Gene Ontology annotation, molecular function: SNAP receptor activity; SNARE binding. The record is from RefSeq and is a predicted model, not a curated record. NCBI's taxonomy places the organism in Eukaryota, Metazoa, Chordata, Mammalia, Pholidota, Manidae. Gene Ontology annotation, cellular component: SNARE complex; synaptic vesicle; postsynaptic recycling endosome. Gene Ontology annotation, biological process: intracellular protein transport; vesicle fusion; autophagosome assembly.